AUGACCGACCGCCUGAAGUCUAUCGUGUCGCACAUGACACCCGCGACAAGCGGACUCUCGGCAAUCACCACCAAGAAUGCCGACGACAUCGUCAUCACCCUCGCUAUCCGAACUCCCCUCACCAAGGCCUACAAGGGCGGCUUCAAGGACACGACUCUUGAUGGCUUGAUGGUCAAGACGCUCAAGCAAGUAGUCGCAAAGUCAAACCUCGACCCCGCGCUUGUAGAAGACAUCUGCGUCGGCAAUGUCUCGGAUGCAAAGGCCGCCUACUACGUCCGCGCCGCCAUGCUCGCGGCUGGCUUCCCCAACACAACCGCCGGCUCAUCGCUGAACCGAUUCUGCUCAUCCGGACUCAAGGCCGUGCAGGACAUCGCCAACCAGAUUGCCGUCGGCAGCAUCGAAAUUGGAUUGGCCAUGGGCGCAGAGAGCAUGACAGCCGGCGGCGACAGGCUCGAGAGGCCGUUCGUAGCUGAGGUGCUCGAGAACCAGGAGGCAUGCGACUGCAUGCAGCCCAUGGGCCAAACCUCAGAAAACGUCGGCAACGACUUCAACAUCUCGCGCGAGCGCCAGGACAAGUUCGCCGCUGAGUCAUACCGAAGGGCCGAGGCUGCGCAAAAGGCUGGCUGGUUCGACGACGAGAUCACGCCCAUCCCCACCGUCAUCAAGGACCCCAAGACCGGCGAGGAGAAGGCCGUCACACUGACCAAGGACGAGGGUAUCCGCUACGGCACCACAUUCGAGAGCCUGCAAAAAGUCAAGCCUGCCUUCCUUCCCCACGGCGACAAGUCACAUGCUGGAAACUCCUCGCAACUCACCGACGGUGCCGCCGCAAUCCUACUCAUGAAGCGUUCCACCGCCGAGAAGCUCGGGCAACCCAUCCUCGCAAAGUACGUCGGCGCAACCGUCGCUGGACUUGCCCCUCGCAUCAUGGGUAUCGGCCCAUCCGUCGCCAUCCCCAAGCUCCUCCACAAGUUCAACCUCACUAUCGACGAGGUCGACCUGAUUGAGAUCAACGAGGCCUUCGCAUCCAUGGCUGUAUACUGCAUGGAGACACUUAAGAUCGACCACCAGAAGCUCAACGUUAGGGGUGGUGCUAUUGCGUUGGGUCACCCGUUGGCUUGCACUGGUGCGAGGCAGAUUGUCACAGGUUUGAGCGAGUGCAGGAGGCAAAAGAAGAAGGUUCUUCUUACUAGUAUGUGCAUUGGUACUGGUAUGGGUAUGGCUGGUUUGUUCGUCAAUGAGCAGUUGUAG
Messenger RNA from Pyrenophora tritici-repentis Pt-1C-BFP, 1251 nucleotides. RefSeq names its product PaaJ, Acetyl-CoA acetyltransferase. Gene Ontology annotation, cellular component: peroxisome. Gene Ontology annotation, biological process: phenylacetate catabolic process; fatty acid beta-oxidation. The record is from RefSeq and is a predicted model, not a curated record. NCBI's taxonomy places the organism in Eukaryota, Fungi, Ascomycota, Dothideomycetes, Pleosporales, Pleosporaceae. Gene Ontology annotation, molecular function: acetyl-CoA C-acyltransferase activity.